AUGAACAUAUCUGCGACUACUACUGCUGUCACGAAUGAGGAAGUCGCUGUAUCUGCAAGAUGGUCAGCUCUCCGUGCAGCGGCCACCAGACGUGGUGGUGCUCGUCGCCUGCGCAGGGAAAUGGCCGCACUGCGGGAGACACUCGACGAUAUCUGCGAACCUGGGGACUGUGCUCCACAACCUCACACCAGGGCUCAGCUACAUAGAAGAAUUGAGGAACUGAAGGAACGUCUAUCUCGUCUGCUAGAAUGCAAGGUGUCGAUGCUGAAGCUGACUGUGUCAGUGCGUCGUGCACUCGGUGACAUGGAGAACGAUGACGGAGGACUGGCUGCUGACCUGGCAUCACUGCUUUCUGCAUGGGAUGAUGCUCAUCAACGGACUUCAAACGAACUCUUAUCUCUGGAAAAAGCGGUUUGCGCUUGGGCGGAAUGGGAAAGUGCUCUCCGAGAACUCCAGGGUGCUCUAAGAGGAGACCUGGCGACAUUGGAAUCCCUAAGGGACCGUGGCGCUGGUGGUUCAACAUGCGACUCCUUGUCCGACUCCGGUAUAUCGGACGGAGACAGCGACGGUGCUGGACGACGUGCCAGACGGCUGAGCGCAUUGCGGGAACUAGCCAGACGGCUGCAAGCUGCUCUGGCACCUAAUUCGCCAGCUCAGAGAGCUAUAGCAAAGCGUAUGGAACAAACUGAGAAUGAAGUGCGCACGUUGCAAGAAUCGUGCCGUGCGCUAGUAGAACUCAGCAUUCCGGAUCUUAAGAUUGAGGAGGAAAGCAGGGACAAAACGAUUGCGGCCGUGACAAGCAGCAAAACUGGUUCAGGCGACCCUGACUACAGUCCCCGUGGAGGUUGGGUGUGGAGAGUCCUUCGGUCCUCGUUGCCCAUACAGUUGUGCCUCGUGGCCCUGCUCCUAGCCGCCUGGCUGGUCGAACGCCCACGAUGCUGCGACGCCCUGAACUCUCUAGCUCAGACCCUGACUCCUCAACUCCGCUACGUACGCGGCCCACCACCAGUCUGA
Molecule: messenger RNA, 1014 nt
Organism: Spodoptera littoralis (African cotton leafworm)
Lineage: Eukaryota; Metazoa; Arthropoda; Insecta; Lepidoptera; Noctuidae
Source: the annotation of a GenBank genome assembly